Molecule: messenger RNA, 1281 nt
Organism: Salmo salar (Atlantic salmon)
Lineage: Eukaryota; Metazoa; Chordata; Actinopteri; Salmoniformes; Salmonidae
Source: RefSeq, a predicted model, not a curated record
UAGCUAGCUGGCUGCUUAUAAUGGAAGCUUUGGGCAACAGGGUUAAGUAGCUGGCUAGCUGUUUAUGUUCAUGAACUGAAGUUCAAUUUCAAUAGGCGAACAACAAGUGGCAUCCUAGCUAAUACUUACUCACAAGGAUUGCUAAGAAUAAUGAAAAUGACUGCAGUUUCUACUGGUCAUUGUUUUCAGGCUGGUUGUAUUGGUGCUAGCUAGGUACCAAGCUAAAGCUAGCUACCCAAGAAGUUGCGGUCGAACAAAUGAAGCUUCAUUACCAACGCGGUGUUGUAAACACAUAGUUCGUGGCCAGUGUUUGCUUGUUUGCCUACUUUUUGUACAGCUUUGACAGUGCUACUGUAUCUUUUUUGACAAGCAAAGACCCAAACGGCCUUCCAUAAACGCCGUUCCAUAGAAAUCCUGGUUGAGAAUGAAACGACUGAACAAGGAAACAGCACAGCAAGCCAACUCAGAUUAAGUCUGAGGCCGGUAACAUCAACAGUGAGGGCAAACCCAGCCUGCCUCUCUCCUUCCACACUGAGUCCAAUCCUACAGUCACUGGGUCCUGAUUGUGACAGUGGAGCCCAGUUUGCACUGCAGGAUCCAGAGAUGGCAUCAGUGAAGCUGGAAGACUGCAGUCAAACACUGGAGCUGAAUGUCAACAUUAAAGAUGAAGAAGAGGAGGAGAAGAUUGGGACAUCUGUUUCUUAUGGAGACCAUGUUGAUACAUUAUCUACAUCCAGAGAGCAACAGCAGGAAGAUCACAGAGCUAAGAGGUCUCACCACUGCCCACAUUGUGAGGAGAUUUUCCCAUUUCUAUCAAAGCUAAAAAUACACCUACAAAUACACACAGGAGAGAAGCCUUAUUCCUGCACUGACUGUGGGACGCGCUUCACAACAUCAAGGGCUCUGACAGUUCAUCAGAGAGUGCACACUGGAGAGAAGCCUUACUCCUGCUCUGACUGUGGGAAGAGUUUCUCAGGAUUGGGUCACUUAAAAAGACACCAACGUAUACACACAGGGGAGAGAAGCCUUACUCCUGCUCUGACUGUGGGAAGAGUUUCUCUCAACAAGAGCAGCUUAAACUCGCACAAACAUAUACACACAGGAGAGAAGCCUUACUACUGCUCUGACUGUGGAAAAUGCUUCACAGCAUCAUUUGAGUUAAAAGUUCAUCAGAGAACACACGGCAGGCAUGCCGGUGUCUGUGUCAUGCAGCUAUCAACGUGGGAGUGGCACAGCGGGAUGUGUAGAAAAAUGUGGUUCCGGCUGAAGCUGCUUGUGUGA